UUUAUUUAUUUAUUUUUGUAACAAAAAAAUUUUCAAUGUUUCAUUUUAGAUUGUUCCAUAUAGUAUCGUUCAUUUUUAUUUGACAUUGUAUUUCCGAAAUUUAUCACGAAUAAAGGGGCAUUAUGAUAAGUUUAUGCAAGACAAAGCAUAGUGGUCAUUUCGGAACUACCAUACGACUUGUUUCAAAUAGUUCAUAUUCAUCAUCAAUCAGUAAAGAAAAAAUUGAUGUUAUUCGUAAACGUCUGUUGGAUGGCCCUAAUUUUGAAGAUUUUAUUCAGAAUGAACAUUAUACCAGAGAAGAUUGGAUUUCUUAUGAAGGAAAGCUACGUCUUAAAAAGAAUGAUGAAGAUCGUCUGAAACUUCCUCCUUGGCUUAAAACAACAAUUCCGAAAGGCAAAGAUUUUAGUAAAAUUAAAUCUCAAUUACGUGAUUUAAAACUAUCUACUGUAUGUGAAGAAGCUCGAUGUCCUAAUAUAGGAGAAUGUUGGGGAGGGGGUGAACAUGGUACGCAAACUGCUACAAUAAUGCUAAUGGGAGAUACUUGUACGCGUGGUUGUCGAUUUUGUUCAGUAAAAACUGCUCGAAUACCCCCGCCUUUAGAUCCCAAAGAACCAAUUAAUACUGCAGAGGCUAUUUCCACAUGGGGUUUAGAUUACAUUGUGCUUACUUCAGUCGAUAGAGAUGAUUUAAGUGAUGGUGGCAGUAACCACAUUGCUGAGACAGUAAGGGAAAUCAAAAAAAGAAAUAAGAAUAUAUUUGUAGAGUGCCUCGUUCCUGAUUUCAAAGGAAAUUUAGAUUGCGUUGAAAUCAUAGCUAAUUCCGGUCUUGAUGUUUAUGCUCACAAUAUUGAAACUGUUGAGAAACUCUCUCCUUUUGUACGCGAUAGACGAGCGGGUUACCAGCAAACAUUAACGGUGCUGCGUCAAGCUAAACAUUUUAAUCCAAAACUUGUAACUAAGAGCUCCAUUAUGUUAGGACUUGGUGAAACUGAUGAGGAAAUCGAAAAAACAAUGCGCGAUUUACGGGAAGCAGAUGUUGAUUGCUUAACAUUGGGACAAUAUAUGCAACCAACUAAAAAACACCUAAAAGUAAUAGAAUAUGUAACUCCCGAAAAAUUUAAACACUUUGAAAAACGUGGAAAUGAAUUGGGUUUUCUAUACACUGCUAGUGGUCCUUUAGUCCGAAGUUCAUAUAAAGCUGGAGAAUUUUUCGUCAGAAGCAUAAUUAAAAAUAGACACUCAUUAAAUCAAAAUUAUUGAAAAGGAAAUCUCAAAAUAUAUUUCAAUAAGUCAAUUUUAUUUUUAUAUUAAAUAAUUAUAAUAAUGUUUCAUGUAAAUAUAAUUGAUACUAUAAAUGUUCGAAAACAGUACUCUCAAUAAAUAAAUUAUUAAGAAUCGUGCUUCCAAAUAA
Teleopsis dalmanni is the source of this 1410-nucleotide messenger RNA. RefSeq names its product lipoyl synthase, mitochondrial-like. The record is from RefSeq and is a predicted model, not a curated record. Gene Ontology annotation, biological process: lipoate biosynthetic process. Gene Ontology annotation, molecular function: lipoate synthase activity; 4 iron, 4 sulfur cluster binding. Bases 123 to 1259 code for a protein of 378 amino acids. NCBI's taxonomy places the organism in Eukaryota, Metazoa, Arthropoda, Insecta, Diptera, Diopsidae. The transcript has 5 exons. Gene Ontology annotation, cellular component: mitochondrion.